Funneliformis geosporum is the source of this 1281-nucleotide messenger RNA. The record is from the annotation of a GenBank genome assembly. Lineage: Eukaryota; Fungi; Glomeromycota; Glomeromycetes; Glomerales; Glomeraceae.
AUGUUCAUUGGGUUAAUGUGGAUAGCAGUCAUAUUCAUAAAUAUAACACCUAUAACUGCGCAAGGACCAUCACCAAAUAAAAAUAGUACAGAAAAAUGCAUACCGUGCAAUAAAAUUGAAAUAAAAUGCCCUACAUGUCCAGAAGGUGAAAAAUGCAUUUUGACCUUACGAUCAUGUUCUGAAUGUCAAAAGGCAAAAUGUGUCAAAUUAUCACCAAUCGAAUUACAAGAUAAUGAUAAUAAAAAUGGAGACAAAAAUGGCAAUCAAACGUUAUUACCAGCAGUUAUUGGUGGUAUCCUUGGGGUCGGGCUUUUAACUGCUAUGGGUUAUGGUUAUUUUGUAUGGAGACGAAGGACACGAAAUGUUCGAGGUGUUAAAUUAAAUAAUAACGAAGAGAUGGUUUCAAUAGAAGGAGUAAAUGUUAUUCCAAUUGCAUAUAUACCAUCAACCAAUCCAUCAACACCGACCACCCCUAAACCGAGACCAUCUUAUCCAAGAUUACGAGCGUCACAUGUUAGUUGUGGAACUUCACCUUUAGCUAGCCCUAUACCUUUUAACCUUAAUGAUGAACCAUUAAUCGAUAUUACGGAUGAUGAUGAUUUAGUUUCUGAUGUUGGUACAAUAUUACAAGCGACAAAAACAGCCCCCACAGCUACUCUAAUGACAGCAACCCGGGCUAAACCCGCACUUGUUCGACUUAAUAAUGUAAAAUCACCAAAUAUUGAUACGAGUCUAGCACAAUCUAUGCGAAAUGGAUAUAGCAUUCCUAAUACGCCAAAGACUCCCAUGACUGAUAAUACUUUCUUAAGUGCACCAUUAUUAUCAUCUGUACCAAGCAGCCCAACUUCAAAUUUUUCAAGAGAUGAUUCUGAAACUGAACAGAUAAUGCCUCGUAUAGAUAUAGAAAGGGCAUCAGCGGAAUCAGCUCGUGUUGCAAGCCAGAAAUCAACACCGCGACAUCUUAAUUCAUCUUCCUUGGAUCCAGUCGAAGGCCGACAAUCAUUCGGGCUAUUUGGUAGCAGUGAGGUGUAUAGUAACGACUCAUCCCCACCUCAAUUACAGCGAGAGAGUAUUUUGAGUUCUACUAGUUCUAAUGGUAGAAGUACGUUGUUUUCGGAUGAUGGAGAUGGUGAAAUCACGAUCUUUUGGGGAGGAAAUGAGCCUCCUUUUGUAAUUACAGCAGGAGAAGUAGGUCAAAUUCAAGUUCAAGAACCUAAAAAUCAUGUAGAUUCAGUCGAUAAAGAUCAAAAUGAGAAAACAAAAACAAAUGAAUCAAUAUAA